Hyaloscypha bicolor E is the source of this 216-nucleotide messenger RNA. RefSeq lists its product as uncharacterized. The record is from RefSeq and is a predicted model, not a curated record. The annotation marks the transcript as partial. NCBI's taxonomy places the organism in Eukaryota, Fungi, Ascomycota, Leotiomycetes, Helotiales, Hyaloscyphaceae. The transcript has a single exon.
GUAAUUUCUAAAGUUUGGAUACUUCCCAUAGACUUUCCUGCAAUUCCCUCGCAUAUUAGACUUAAUAUUGCGAAAGCCCCCCCUAAUUGGGUUCAAAAUUGGGCAAUAGGGAAGCAACUAAUAUAUCCAGAUUCCCCCCCUCCUCACCCCCCUCCCACUUCUGGCACAUAUCAAGCACCCUCUGACUCCAGUAUAUACCACAGUUAUCCAUUAUAA